UCAAUCAAAAGCAGCCAUGUCAAGUGAAAAAAAAAGCUACGUGAACUAAUUGCAGUGAAGAAGGGGCCGUUAUUUCGAGAUAUACAGUGUUGAAGUCAGCGGAUUUGUUUAUAAAUGACAGUCGGCAUUGUAUCUAUUUUAGCCGCUGUUGAAGGUGGUCAGCAUUAUGUUUCUUUUAUGCGGGUAAUAACAUUAAUGGGACAGUUUGACAUCGAUGUCCUAAGAACGGAAUAAUCAAACUGAACCUGCUUCGCGUUUUUUAUGUGAGCCAGUAGUUUGUGCUGGAGAAAACGAGCCAAUGAUGUCAGGAAAGCAUUACAAGGGUCAAGAAGUCAGCUGCUGCAUUAAAUAUUUCAUAUUUGGAUUUAACAUAAUAUUUUGGUUGCUUGGAGUGGCUUUCCUUGGAAUUGGACUGUGGGCAUGGAGUGAGAAGGGAGUUCUCUCGAAUAUCUCCUCCAUCACAGAUCUGGGUGGAUUUGACCCAGUGUGGUUGUUUUUGGUGGUGGGAGGGGUGAUGUUCAUCCUGGGUUUUGCAGGCUGUAUCGGGGCCCUGAGGGAAAACACCUUACUGCUAAAAUUUUUUUCUGUGUUUCUGGGAAUAAUCUUCUUCCUGGAGCUGACUGCCGGUGUCCUGGCCUUUGUCUUCAAAGACUGGAUUAAAGAUCAGCUCAACUUUUUCAUCAACAACAACAUACGAGCCUACAGAGAUGACAUUGAUUUGCAGAACCUUAUCGACUUCACUCAGGAAUAUUGGGAAUGUUGUGGGGCGUUUGGAGCAGAUGACUGGAACCUUAACAUCUACUUCAAUUGCACAGACAGCAACCCCAGUCGAGAAAAAUGUGGUGUGCCCUUCUCUUGUUGCACCAAAGACCCAGCGGAGGAUGUUAUCAACACACAGUGUGGGUAUGAUGUUCGGGCAAAAUCGGAUGCAGAACAGAAGACAUACAUUCAUGUCAAAGGCUGUGUGCCGCAGUUUGAGAAAUGGCUACAGGACAACCUGACAAUAGUGGCUGGGAUCUUCAUAGGAGUCGCUCUGCUGCAGAUAUUUGGAAUAUGCCUUGCACAGAAUUUAGUCAGCGAUAUUGAAGCUGUGAGAGCCAGCUGGGUGCCGCCCCCCUCUUACGUCGUCCGCCGCCCCCCGUCCCACUCCAGCAAGAAAGCCUCGGCGUACUCCUGAGGGAGGCGCGCAUGUGCGCGUUCGUCUGUUUGUUCACAUGAAGUGGCAGCUAGUCGUUCAGACACUCAGGCCUACGCCAGCUUGAUGAAGGUAGCGGAUGAACACAAGAUGCCAAGUGCACUGGGUCGUGUGUGUGUUUGUGUGCACCAUAACCUUUUACCAUCUCUAAAUAGUGCUGUUUUUUCUAGAGUUUUGUGUGUAAAACACGUGUAAUACAUGUGAGGUUGCGUUAACAGACAAUUUUCCAUCAUUAGCUGAAUUUUAAAAUCAUUACAAAAAGCAUAAUUCAAAAGAUAACACUGUCAGAACACUGGCUAGGGAGUCACCAAUGUCCAGUGCGCUCCCUAAAAAUUCCCACAAUGCACCGUAAAACCGGUGAGCACACGUUCCCUUUAUGUCACAUAAACAAAUUCGUUUAUCGAGUUUAUCAGACUCGUGCCAAAACUGAUGUUUUAUUCAACAAAUCUCUUAGUUACAUCGUGUUAGCACUGUUAGUGAUGAUGAAAGCAUUCGUUAAUGUGCAGAAAUUGAGUUGCAAUGACGAGAUCACUGCUUUCAUGCGCUCAACACCGUGUCUGUGAUCGGCUACAAUGUUC
Megalobrama amblycephala (Wuchang bream) is the source of this 1773-nucleotide messenger RNA. RefSeq names its product tetraspanin 5a (gene tspan5a). Gene Ontology annotation, cellular component: membrane. Lineage: Eukaryota; Metazoa; Chordata; Actinopteri; Cypriniformes; Xenocyprididae. The coding region runs from base 299 to 1177 and encodes 292 amino acids. The transcript is spliced from 11 exons. Gene Ontology annotation, biological process: protein maturation; regulation of vascular endothelial growth factor signaling pathway; protein localization to plasma membrane. The record is from RefSeq and is a predicted model, not a curated record.